CUUGGUAUGUGCCAUGUCUAGCUUCACUUGAGACCCUCCAAGAAUUAUGUAGGAAGGAAAAUCUCAGCUGUAAAUCCAUUGGAAUCACCAACAGGAAUCUAAAGAGUUAUGAGGUGGAAUAUUUGUGUGACUACAAGGUAGACGAGGGUACAGAAUACUAUCUUGUGAAAUGGAAAGGAUGGCCAGAAUCUUCAAAUACUUGGGAACCUCAGAAAAAUCUGAAAUGCCCAUUGCUUCUUCAGAACUUUCUUAGUGACAAGAAUGAAUAUUUGUCUCGGAUGAGAGAAGGCAAAGCACUGAAAGUGAGAAACCAUGUUAAAGCUUUGAAACCUGCAGUUGCAGAUUACAUUGUAAAGAAGGCUAAGCAAAGAAUAGCUCUGCAGAGAUGGAAAGAAGAACUCAACAGGAAAAAGAAUCAUAAAGCAAUGAUUCUGGUAGAAAACACUGUGGAUCUUGAAGGCCCUCCUUUAGACUUCUACUACAUUAAUGAGUAUAAACCUGCUCCAGGAAUAAAUGUAAUAAAUGGAAUAACGACUGGCUGUGAAUGCACUGACUGUCCUGCUGAGAAGUGCUGUCCAAAGGAGGCUGGAUUUAUUUUGGCUUACAAUAAACGAAAGAAGUUGAAAAUCCAGCCUGGCUUGCCCAUCUAUGAAUGCAAUUCGUUUUGUAGGUGUGGGCCUGACUGCCCUAAUAGGAUAGUACAGAAAGGUACGCCGUAUUCUCUUUGCAUCUUCAGAACUAACAAUGGCCGUGGUUGGGGAGUAAAAACCCUCCAGAAAAUUAAAACCAACAGUUUUGUGAUGGAGUAUGUUGGAGAGGUGAUUACAAGUGAGGAAGCAGAGAGACGAGGCCAGCUCUAUGACAACCAGGGAAAUACAUACUUGUUUGAUUUGGACUAUGACUCAGAUGAAUUUACAGUAGAUGCAGCUCGAUAUGGAAAUGUGUCCCACUUUGUGAAUCACAGUUGUGAUCCAAAUCUUCAGGUCUUCAAUGUGUUUAUUGAUAACCUCGACUUGCGUCUUCCUCGAAUAGCGCUGUUUUCUACACGAACCAUCAAGGCCGGAGAAGAGCUAACCUUUGACUAUCAGAUGAAAGGUUCCAUAGAUCUGACUGCAGACUCUGCUGAUGGUCUCAGCCCUUCCAAAAAGAGGAUCAGAACUGUCUGUAAAUGUGGAGCUGUGUGUUGCAGAGGUUAUCUCAACUGAGUUCGGGUAUCCAGAGUCACAAAUAGUUUGUUCUCUUUUAAAUGUGUUUUAAGAAGACUCUUCUUUCACACAUCUAUUCAAGUAUUCUUACAUCUAAUGUAAAUAAGUACAGUGCAAACAAG
Messenger RNA from Balearica regulorum gibbericeps (East African grey crowned-crane), 1327 nucleotides. The record is from RefSeq and is a predicted model, not a curated record. NCBI's taxonomy places the organism in Eukaryota, Metazoa, Chordata, Aves, Gruiformes, Gruidae.